Messenger RNA from Trichoderma harzianum CBS 226.95, 431 nucleotides. RefSeq lists its product as hypothetical. The record is from RefSeq and is a predicted model, not a curated record. Lineage: Eukaryota; Fungi; Ascomycota; Sordariomycetes; Hypocreales; Hypocreaceae. Bases 90 to 296 code for a protein of 68 amino acids. The transcript is spliced from 4 exons.
CAACAUUCACAUUAUCUCACAACAUCCCCAUCAAAUCAACACUCCGAACCAAACUAUUCGCUUUUGCUUCUUAUCAAUUUACAUUCACAAUGGCUCUGCAAAGUGUUCAAGUCCGCCCCCACGAGACCGCUGAUCUCAACGAACUUGAGACAUUCAUUGAGUCUCUCAUCGGCCAAACUGUCCCUUCUACUGUCUCCCGAGUUCCUGUCUUCUCUUUCAAGACGUCGGAAGAGAAUGUCAAGUUGAUCAAGGACAAGUUUGGCAAUGAUGUCAUUAUCGACGCCGUCAACUGUUAAACGAAUGGGCAAUUGUCAUGCAACAGCAUCCAUAACGAUAUUCAUGAACUUGGGGUAUAUAAUAACCGGAAUUCGACAGUACAGGGUCUGGUUGGAAAGUAACAGAGUGAUAAAGAAGCUCUAACGACAUAUGGC